AACGUGCUGCUGGGUGCUGAUGUUGCCUUCUUGUCGCUGCUCUCUUUUCGCUGCUGCCCUGCAUCUCUACUGCGAGAAACUACAGAGCAUCCAGCAAAGACAUUACGUUGUUUUCCCUGGCAUUUAUUCGUCUGUAACCACCGCUGUUACCAAGACGAAAUGGUCUGUGUUUAAUUAAAGCACGGCUGCUGAUUUGAGUCCUAUAUUGUAUACGUAAAUCACUUUAACCGUUUGCCUCCAUCUCUUAAGUUCAGUUAUUUAUUUAUUUAUUUGUUUAUUUAUUUUUUGGUUUAGCCUACAGGAAUGGUAGUUGUACACUGAGGCAUGAUGUGCUAUUAAAAAAUAGCCAGAUUUAAGAUUUCAAGAAUAUAUAGGUAACGGGUAAUCUUUGUAUUAACAAUCUCCUUGAUUUAUUUUCUUCAUCGCACUGGAUUACAUUACAAGGGAAAUGGUUAAAGGAAUCAAUGCAAUUUCAACAUCUUUUGAUUUUAGAUAGCAAUUGCAAACCGGAAUCUGGGAGAAUUUUUCUUGCAAUUCAAGGCAGCUAUUUUCAUGCAAAAAAGCACCCAAAAGUGACGCUGUUGCUGCAAAGACAAAACGCCCCUUUUCUGCCAACUAUUCACAGGCAAUCGGAAUUUAAAACUAUUUCCUCGAACUCGUUUUGGCUUCGACUCUUACAAAAAAAAAUUAUCUUGAAAAAAGGAAAGGGCGAUGGAAGUUUUUCCAGUUUUCUUCAUUCUGACAAUCUUCUCGACUCUAACCUGGAACUCCGUGGCUGGUGAUUCUAUUAUACAUAUUGGGGCGAUUUUUGAUGAAUCUGCCAGAAAGGAUGAUGAAGUGUUUCGCUUGGCGGUGGCCGACCUCAACCUGAAUGAGGAAAUCUUAUCGACGGAGAAAAUAACUUUUUCUGUGACAUUUGUGGAUGGCAACAACCCUUUCCAGGCUGUACAGGAAGCUUGUGAUCUCAUGAAUCAAGGUAUCUUAGCACUGGUCAGCUCCAUCGGCUGCAUGUCAGCAGGAUCUAUACAGUCCUUGGCAGAUGCCAUGCACAUCCCCCACCUCUUCAUCCAGCGUGCCCCAGCCGGGACGCCCCGCUCCAGCUGCAGCAUCAUCCACCGUCUAACGAACGAAGACUACACCCUUUUCGUGCGUCCGCCAGUGUACCUUAAUGAGGUCAUUCUCAGAGUCGUUGCAGAAUAUGCCUGGCAAAAAUUCAUCAUCUUUUAUGACACGGAAUACGACAUCCGAGGUAUCCAGGAUUUCUUGGACAAGGUCUCCCAACAAGGAAUGGAUGUAGCUCUCCAGAAAGUAGAAAACAACAUCAAUAAGAUGAUAACAGCAAUGUUUACCACCAUGCGAAUCGAAGAACUUAAUCGUUACAGGGACACACUGCGCCGGGCCAUCCUCUUCAUGAGCCCAUCCACUGCAAAGGCCUUUAUCUCUGAGGUCGUUGAAACCAACCUUGUGGCCUUUGACUGCCAUUGGAUCAUCAUAAAUGAGGAAGUAACUGACUUGGAUGUGCAAGAGCUGGUGAGAAGGUCCAUAGGGAGGCUAACAAUUAUCAGACAGACAUUUCCUAUGCCACAGAACACGAGUCAGCGGUGUAAUCGAGGCAACCACAGAAUAUCAACUUUAUUAUGUGACCAAAAGGAUCCUUAUGCACAAAAUAUGGAGAUUACAAACCGAUACAUCUAUGACACAGUGCUGCUGUUGGCUAAUGCCUUCCAUAAAAAGCUGGAGGAUCGGAAAUGGCACAGCAUGGCAAGCCUGAGUUGUAUCCGGAAGAAUUCCAAACCAUGGCAAGGAGGACGUUCAAUGUUAGACACUGUCAAGAAGGGUGGAGUCAGUGGUUUAACAAGCUUUCUAGAAUUAAAUGACAAUGGAGUGAAUCCGAACAUCCAUUUUGAAAUUCUGGGGACAAACUAUGGAGAGGAUCUUGGCAGGGGCAUUCGCAAGCUUGGUAAUUGGAAUCCAGUCACUGGUCUGAAUGGGACUCUCACAGACAGGAAACUGGAGAACAACAUGCGGGGAGUGGUGCUGCGUGUGGUGACAGUGCUGGAGGAGCCUUUUGUGAUGGUGUCUGAAAAUGUCCUUGGGAAACCAAAAACAUACAGAGGCUUCUCUAUUGAUGUCCUGGAUGCUUUAUCAAGUUACCUGGGGUUUAAAUAUGAAAUCUAUGUGGCCUCGGAUCACAAAUAUGGAAGUCCGCAGGCAGAUGGGGCCUGGAAUGGCCUGAUAGGAGAGUUGGUUUUCAAGAGAGCUGAUGUGGGGAUUUCAGCCUUAACCAUUACCCCAGACCGGGAAAAUGUGGUUGACUUUACAACCCGCUACAUGGAUUAUUCAGUGGGGGUGCUAUUGAAGAAAGCUGAAAAGACAGUAGACAUGUUUGCCUGCUUGGCUCCCUUUGAUCUCUCUCUGUGGGCAUGUAUAGCUGGCACGGUCCUGCUGGUAGGAAUAUUGGUCUACCUUCUGAACUGGUUCAACCCUCCUCGACUGCAGAUGGGCUCAAUGACGUCCACCACUCUCUAUAACUCCAUGUGGUUCGUCUAUGGCUCUUUUGUUCAACAAGGGGGUGAGGUUCCCUACACCACACUGGCAGCUCGAAUGAUGAUGGGGGUCUGGUGGCUGUUUGCCUUGAUUGUUAUCUCUUCAUACACUGCAAACCUGGCAGCUUUUCUCACAAUCACCCGCAUUGGACAAUCGAUACAGUCUCUACAGGACCUCUCUAAGCAGACAGACAUUCCGUACGGCACAGUGCUGGACUCUGCAGUGUACGACCACGUGAGGACGAAAGGCAUGAAUCCUUUUGAGAGAGACAGCAUGUACGCCCAGUUGUGGAAGAUGAUCAACCGAACCAGCAGCGCUGAGAACAACGUUGAGGAAUCCCAGGAGGGCAUUCGGAGGGUGAAAUAUGGAAACUUCGCCUUUAUAUGGGAUGCAGCAGUUUUGGAAUAUGUGGCCAUCAAUGAUGCAGACUGCUCUUUUUACACAGUGUGGAAUGCAGUGGCUGACAGAGGAUAUGGAAUUGCCCUCCAACACGGCAGUCCUUAUAGAGACAUAUUUUCUCAAAGGAUUUUGGAACUCCAGCAGAAUGGGGACAUGGAUGUUCUGAAGCACAAAUGGUGGCCAAAAGACAGUCAGUGUGACCUUUACUCUUUGGUCAACACAAAGCAGAAGGGAAGUGCUUUGGAUAUCAAGAGCUUUGCUGGAGUCUUCUGUAUUCUGGCUGCUGGCAUUGUCCUGUCCUGUUUCAUAGCAAUGUUAGAGACAUGGUGGAACAAGAGAAAAGGCUCAAGAGUACCAUCUAAAGAGGAUGAUAAGGAGAUAGACCUGGAGCACCUCCAUCGGCGGGUGAAUAGCCUCUGCACAGAGGAUGACAGCCCCCACAAGCAGUUCUCCACCUCCUCCAUUGACCUUCCUCUGGACAUUGACUCGCUACCCACACGGCAAGCUCUGGAGCAGAUCAGUGACUUCCGGAACACACAUAUCACCACCACCACCUUCAUCCCUGAGCAGAUCCAGACUCUGAGCCGCAGCCUGUCGGCCAAAGCUGCCUCCGGAUUCACCUUUGGGGGCAUGCAAGAUCACAGAACUGGCCCUUUUAGGCAAAGGGCUCCCAAUGGGGGCUUUUUCAGGAGCCCCAUCAAGACAAUGUCAACUAUCCCUUACCAGCAAACACCCUCUCCUGGCUUCAGUUUUGGCAACGACCCCGAUCGAGGCACCUCAAUAUGAGUAUGACAAAGGGGGAAAGAGUUCUAGCUUUUGAGGGGUUUUCUUUGUCUCAUUUUCAUUUUCAUUUCGGGACUCCAUUUCUAUAGGAGCAACACUCAUGUAAUGGACUAACAUGGAUAUAACUUUUUAAAUUCAUAUUAAGUAUCAGCUCUCUUUCUCCCACAUGUAACCGCAAUAACUCAAGUCUGAUUUGAUUUUGGUAUUCUUUCUUUCAAAUAUUCUGUCACAUUUCAUUCAGUGAUAUGCUGCUGUUGUGUGUUAAUUUAUGGACCAAAGGCAAACCCUGCAGCGUGAGAGAGUGUCACCCCUGUUUUGAUGAAAGGCAAUUUACUUUUAUUUUUUAACCUAGGAUUGUCUCAAGCCAUCAGAAUGACAGUAUAAAAAAACAAAACAAACAAACAAAAAAAAUCAGUUAACAAAUGACUGCACUGUGUAACAGUGCAUUCUGAUGUAAUGUGAUUAUAUGUUAUUAAAUGCAGAUAUUUUUUCUUAUGUACAGUACUGGUUAUUUUAAAGUUAAUGUCUCAAUUAUGGUAACCCAGUUACCAUUUUGGGGG
Messenger RNA from Polyodon spathula (Mississippi paddlefish), 4289 nucleotides. RefSeq names its product glutamate receptor ionotropic, delta-2. Gene Ontology annotation, cellular component: plasma membrane; postsynaptic membrane. Gene Ontology annotation, biological process: modulation of chemical synaptic transmission; synaptic transmission, glutamatergic; monoatomic ion transport. The transcript has 16 exons. Bases 712 to 3732 code for a protein of 1006 amino acids. NCBI's taxonomy places the organism in Eukaryota, Metazoa, Chordata, Actinopteri, Acipenseriformes, Polyodontidae. The record is from RefSeq and is a predicted model, not a curated record. Gene Ontology annotation, molecular function: transmitter-gated monoatomic ion channel activity involved in regulation of postsynaptic membrane potential; glutamate-gated receptor activity.